AUGAAUAACCACGCCAUAGCUGCAAAGACAACUCCAUCGCCGAGUCCCAGGCCUGGCCUUGCGGCUGGAGCAUCGCCAACACAGACAUCAACAUCAGGAGGAGCCACAAGCGGAACAAAAAGGAAGCGUGCUGCAGCUGUGAAAUAUUAUGCUGUCAAGGAAGGAUUCCGUCCAGGGAUAUAUUACAAUUGGAAUGACUGUCUUGCUCAGGUUACGGGUUUCAAGGGAGCUGUUUUUCAGUCAUUUCCUUCCGUAGAAGAGGCGAAUUCGUUUCUCACGGGUCAAAAAGUGCCUUCGCGUAAUGGGACUGCAUCCACCAAUAAUGACAACAGCACACGAUUCUACGCUGUACAAAGGGGUAAAGUUCCUGGUGUAUAUUCGAACUGGGCGGAAGCUCAAGAGCAGAUCAAGGGUUUUACGCGACCUCGAUACAAAAAGUUCGACACACGCAAGGAGGCAGAGGAAUUUGUGAAAAUGGUCGAGGAAAUUGGAGCCAACAAAUCGUCUUUGCAACGACCAGGCGGUUUGUCGACUACGAAUCCUGCAGAUGCUGCAAAUGGAGAUGUUACGGUUCCGGCUGCCUUUGCGCCUCUGCCGCCAGGUGCGGAGGAUGGAUUCGAUCCGAAUGUGCUCCUCAACCCCAAGACGGGUAAGGUAGUGUACAAGGAGCCAGAACAGAAACUCAUGACCAAGACAAAGCCUACAGGGCCUCCUGGGAUGCUCCGAAUAUACACCGAUGGCAGUGCACUCGGCAAUGGUAAAAAGAUUGCACAAGCUGGCGUUGGGGUGUAUUUUGGACCUAAUGAUACAAGCAGAAACGUCUCCGAGCCAUUAGAAGGCUACCGCCAGACAAAUCAACGUGCCGAGUUGACGGCAAUCAUCAGAGCGCUUGAAAUAGCACCCCGACAUCGUCCAGUGACUAUCGUGACAGAUAGUCGGUACUCCAUCGAGUGUGUCACCAACUGGUGUCGGAAAUGGAGUCGCAACAACUGGCAAACAUCAAACGGAAAGCCAGUUGAAAACAAAGACCUCAUUCAAUCUAUCCUGGUGAAGAUCAAUGAACGGGACUCGUUAAAAGUAACUACCACGUUCGAAUGGGUCAAGGGGCAUAACCGUGACCCGGGCAAUGAAGAAGCAGAUAGGUUAGCCGUCAACGGUGCCAGGAGGGGAGCUGGAGAGCAGGUGUCUGCUGUGCCUGAGCUCAGGGCAGCCGACAAUGAUAUUCCUGACGAACUUGCUGAUGACAACUUUGAUGAUUUUUGA
Molecule: messenger RNA, 1263 nt
Organism: Talaromyces amestolkiae
Lineage: Eukaryota; Fungi; Ascomycota; Eurotiomycetes; Eurotiales; Trichocomaceae
Exons: 3
Coding region: 1-1263 (420 amino acids)
Biological process (GO): DNA replication, removal of RNA primer
Molecular function (GO): nucleic acid binding; RNA-DNA hybrid ribonuclease activity
Source: RefSeq, a predicted model, not a curated record